Spodoptera frugiperda (fall armyworm) is the source of this 946-nucleotide messenger RNA. Its product is annotated as actin-histidine N-methyltransferase-like. NCBI's taxonomy places the organism in Eukaryota, Metazoa, Arthropoda, Insecta, Lepidoptera, Noctuidae. Bases 321 to 872 code for a protein of 183 amino acids. The transcript is spliced from 2 exons. The record is from RefSeq and is a predicted model, not a curated record.
GUUAAUAAUUAGGUAACGUGCAAAUAAAUCAUUAUCAUCACGCAAUCAAAACCUUUUGCUAUCAUACUUCAUACCAGUAGUUAGUAGACAUCGAACAUUAUAUAAAUUAUGUAAAAAAGUUUACUCGAAACAAGUGUUAAACAUAGCAGCCCUAAGUGUAUAACAACCUUUACGUCAAAUAUCUUUCACUUUUGAAAGGAAAACAUUUCAAAAUUUUAGGAACCUAUUUUUAGCGUAUAUUAUUCCCACGUUUUAGAUUAAGUUACUUUCUAUAUUUUUAGUUUAGUUUUAACUCUUGAAGUGCCAGCACUUUGAACAGUAUGGGCCGCAAAUCUCAAUCAAAACAAAAUCCCAAGAAGAAUGCAGGGAAGGAAAACAAUAAGUUCAUUCAACAAAAACGUAAAGAAUUAGCAGUUCUCGUGGAUAAAGUGUUGAGAUUAACGCGAGUAUUCCAGGCUUCUACUAAUGUGAUAAAAAGUUGGGAGCAUCAUUUAGAAAUUGAUGCUCUCAUUAAAGAAAUAUUGAAUCUAGAGGGUCCUCAGCCUAAAAGUGGACAGGGCAGGCAUUCAAACAUUGAUAAGUUUUACAAGUGGCUAAGUGAGAAUGAGGUGCAACUUGAUGGUAUUGAAAUAGCCGAGUUUGAAGGCUACGAGUUUGGUUUGAAAGCAACAAAAGAAUUCAAAGAAGGUUCGCUUCUUCUGACUGUGCCAUCAAAGCUGAUGAUGACAGAGAAGAAUGCUAAGGAAUCAGAGCUAGGAAGCUUCAGUGAUCCGUUGUUGCAAAAUAUGCCAAAUAUAACACUCGCAUUGUUCCUGCUAUUAGAAAAGAAUGAUCCUAGUAAGUAUUUGUUCUUUUUAAUAUUAUUAUUUUAGUCUUAACCUUAUCUUAAACCUGUAAUGGUCAUUAGAAUUAAUUUAAAAUGUGUCUGCUCCACCCAUAUCUUUAG